AUGCCGCCCAACAACGACCGACGAUCCGACGGCUUCGUCAGUUACGGCUCGUUCCCGUCCACCGACCGAGUCGACGAUGCGCCGCCGCCGUCGAAGCCGAAGCCCAAUACCCGUGCCCUGGCGCCCGACCUGCUGCGCGGCCUGCUGAUGCUCGUCAUGGCGCUGGACCACACGUCGCUGGCGCUCAACACGUGGGAGCACGGCACCGGCCGCACCUCCGAGGCCGACGGCGUCGUCAUCGGGCGCUGGAACCGGCCGGCCGCGUACAUUGUGCGGACGCUGACCCAUCUGUGUGCGCCGGGCUUCACGUUCCUGCUGGGCGUCGGCGUCGUGUACCUGGGCCGGUCGCGGACGCGUCUGGGCUGGACCACGCUGCGCAUCGCCAAGUACUUUGCUGUGCGCGGCCUGGUCUUGACCCUCAUCAACGUCGUGCUGGGUCUGGCUGUGUCGGGCGGCCAGGUGUGGUUCAUGAACUUCGUCUUGUUCGCGCUGGCCGUCGACUACUUCCUGGCUGGCAUGCUCUGGCUCGCCAUCAACAAGACGGAGCCGCUGCUCGCCCGGUCCAUCUCUGGGCUUCUACCAGACGAUCCCAAGGACAUGGACGCUGAAGAGCCUCUUCUGCAGUCUGGAGCAGCCGAAGUCUCAAGCAGCUCCGCCCGCGCGUCGGCCGUGUCGUGGCACGUACACAAUGCCAGCCUCUUUGUCCUCGGCCUGGUCACCAUCUGGUGGAACCAUUGGCUCUCUCCUACCGGCGGCCACUGCCAAUUCCGCAGCAAUGAACCCAGCACUUCAGCGGCUGGCCCGAUGCUUGACACUCCGGCUGUUUCCCACCAUCCUCUUGUUGGCAUUUGGUUCUGGAUUGUCGAGUCGAAGCGUGUGAUUUCCCCGUUCCCCCCCAUGGCCUGGCUGUCGUUUGCCAUCCUGGGUCUUCUCUACGCCCGGGUCAACCUGGCUCGCGCUUGGAGUCGCCGCAAUAUCGUGCUUAGUCAUUCCCUCGUUGGGCUCCUUUUCUUCAUCCUCUUUGUCAUGACUCGGGUUCUCCGUUUCGGAAACCUGUCCGAGGACUGCCUCCACACCCCCGAGCACGACAAACACCCAGACCAGAAUCCAUAUCUGGUCUCGGUGCAGUCUUUUUUCUACAUCAUCAAGUACCCCCCGGACGUAGCCUUCUGGGCCUUGACCUUGGCAGGCAACUUCUUCCUGCUCGCCCUUUUUGGCGGGCUUCCUGUCCACAUCAGCCAGCGCCUUACAAUCCUGCUCGACUUUGGCAGAGCCGCUCUCUUCUUUUACAUCGCCCAUCUAUUCGCCGUUUUUAUUGUCGGCGGGAUACUGGUCCCUUUGCUGGGCCACGAUGUGGGUAUUCCAGGCCCACAAAACCCUGAUAAUUCGCAGGGUAUUGAUAAUGUCUGGGCGUACUUGGCCAUCUGGGCUUCGUGUAUGCUGCUUCUCUGGCCAGCAACUCGAUGGUACAGCCGGUUCAAGAGUACCAAGUCGGCCAAUUCGAUAUGGCGAUUUUUCUAA
This is a messenger RNA of Ilyonectria robusta, 1521 nucleotides long. RefSeq lists its product as uncharacterized. The record is from RefSeq and is a predicted model, not a curated record. NCBI's taxonomy places the organism in Eukaryota, Fungi, Ascomycota, Sordariomycetes, Hypocreales, Nectriaceae. The coding region runs from base 1 to 1521 and encodes 506 amino acids. The transcript has a single exon.